Apus apus (common swift) is the source of this 8450-nucleotide messenger RNA. It is a transcript of the gene DOCK7, whose product is annotated as dedicator of cytokinesis 7. The record is from RefSeq and is a predicted model, not a curated record. The transcript is spliced from 45 exons. Lineage: Eukaryota; Metazoa; Chordata; Aves; Apodiformes; Apodidae. The coding region runs from base 70 to 5748 and encodes 1892 amino acids. Gene Ontology annotation, molecular function: guanyl-nucleotide exchange factor activity. Gene Ontology annotation, biological process: axonogenesis; positive regulation of GTPase activity; small GTPase-mediated signal transduction.
GGCGCCCGGCCCCGGCUGCCCGGCCCCGCCAGCGCCGAGGAGCGGCCGCGCGGAGCCCGCAGCGCGGCCAUGGCCGAGCGCCGCGCCUUCGCGCAGAAGAUCAGCAGAACUGUAGCUGCUGAAGUCAGGAAGCAGAUCUCGGGGCAGUAUGGAGGGUCUCCCCAGCUUCUCAAAAACCUCAAUAUUGGAGGCAGCGUCUCUCAUCAUACAACUGUGCCACUCACAGAAGCAGUGGAGCCAGUUGAGUUGGAGGACUACCUUAAUACACACCCCAUUGCAGGGGAGUCAGGACCCCUGAGGGACCUGCUGGAGUUUCCUGCUGAUGACAUCGAGGUGGUGUACACGCCCCGGGAGUGUCGGACGCUUGUGUCGGCUGUGCCGGAGGAGAGUGAGAUGGACCCUCAUGUGAGGGACUGUGUAAGAAGUUACACGGAAGACUGGGCAAUUGUGAACAGAAAAUAUCACAAGCUGGGAACUGGAUUUAAUCCCAACACCUUAGACAAUCAGAAGGAGAGGCAAAAGGGGCUCCCCAAGCAGAUCUUUGAGUCUGAUGAAGCUCCAGAUGGCAACAGCUACCAGGAUGAACAAGAUGACCUUAAGCGCCGUUCAAUGUCGAUUGAUGACACUCCCCGGGGCAGCUGGGCGUGCAGUAUUUUUGAUCUGAAGAACUCCCUCCCAGAUGCUCUUCUCCCAAACCUGCUGGACCGAACCCCAAAUGAAGAGAUCGACCACCACAAUGAAGAUCAGAGGAAGUCCAGCAGGCACAAGGAACUUUUUGCACUACACCCAGCACCAGAUGAGGAGGAGCCUAUAGAAAGACUUAGCAUCCCUGAAGUACCCAAAGAACACUUUGGCCAAAGACUCCUGGUGAAGUGUUUGUCCCUUAAAUUUGAAAUAGAAAUUGAGCCCAUUUUUGCAAGUUUGGCUUUGUAUGAUGUUAAAGAAAAGAAAAAGAUUUCAGAAAAUUUCUACUUUGAUUUAAACUCGGAACAAAUGAAGGGAAUGCUUCGUCCACAUGUCCCCCCUGCUGCUAUAUCCACACUGGCCAGAUCUGCCAUCUUUUCUAUCACUUACCCCUCUCAAGAUGUCUUUCUGGUAAUAAAGCUGGAAAAAGUGUUACAGCAGGGAGAUAUUGGGGAAUGUGCAGAGCCUUAUAUGAUUUUUAAAGAAUCUGAUGCAGCCAAGAAUAAGGAGAAGUUGGAGAAACUGAAAGCCCAGGCAGAACAGUUUUGCCAAAGACUGGGCAAGUAUCGAAUGCCUUUUGCCUGGACAGCCAUUCAUUUAAUGAACAUUGUGAGCAGUGCUGGAAGUUUGGAAAGAGAUUCCACUGAAGUAGAAGUUGGCACAGGAGAACGUAAGGGAUCGUGGUCGGAGAGGCGGAAUUCCAGUAUUGUUGGGAGGCGUUCGUUAGAGAGAACCACAAGUGGGGAUGAGGCUUGCAAUCUAACCAGCUUUAGGCCAGCUACUCUGACAGUGACAAACUUCUUUAAACAGGAGGGUGAUCGUCUGAGCGAUGAAGACUUGUACAAGUUUGUUGCUGACAUGAGGCGACCCUCAUCGGUGCUGCGGAGGUUGAGGCCCAUCACAGCUCAAUUGAAGAUAGACAUAUCUCCAGCUCCAGAGAAUCCCCAUUACUGUCUAACUCCAGAGUUACUGCAAGUCAAACUUUACCCAGAUAGCAGAGUCAGACCUACAAGAGAAAUCCUGGAGUUUCCUGCCAGGGAUGUCUACGUUCCAAAUACCACAUACAGGAAUCUUCUUUAUGUCUAUCCUCAGAGCCUUAACUUCGCCAACCGCCAAGGAUCUGCCAGGAAUAUCACUGUGAAAGUCCAGUUCAUGUAUGGAGAGGACCCAAGCAAUGCUAUGCCGGUCAUCUUUGGCAAAUCUAGCUGUCCUGAAUUUUCCAAAGAAGCAUACACAGCUGUAGUGUAUCACAACAGAUCUCCUGAUUUUCAUGAGGAAAUCAAGAUUAAGCUUCCAGCCACUUUAACCGAUCACCACCACCUGCUUUUUACCUUCUACCAUGUCAGCUGCCAACAAAAACAAAACACUCCCCUGGAGACUCCAGUUGGAUACACCUGGAUACCGAUGCUUCAAAAUGGACGGUUAAAGACUGGUCAGUUCUGCCUUCCUGUUUCGUUGGAAAAACCACCCCAGGCUUAUUCAGUCCUUUCUCCAGAGGUUCCACUGCCUGGAAUGAAGUGGGUGGAUAACCACAAAGGGGUUUUCAAUGUUGAAGUUGUUGCUGUAUCAUCCCUCCACACCCAGGAUCCUUAUCUUGACAAGUUCUUUGCACUUGUCCAUGCUCUGGAUGAGCACAUGUUCCCUGUGCGAAUAGGAGACAUGAGAAUUAUGGAAAACAACUUGGAAAAUGAACUGAAGAGCAGCAUUUCAGCUUUAAAUUCCUCCCAACUGGAGCCGGUAGUGCGAUUUCUUCAUCUCCUGCUUGACAAACUGAUUCUUCUGGUAGUAAGACCUCCUGUCAUUGCAGGCCAAAUAGUGAACCUGGGCCAAGCAUCCUUUGAAGCGAUGGCAUCAAUCAUAAACAGACUUCACAAGAACUUGGAUGGGAACCAGGACCAGCAUGGCAGAAACAGCCUUCUUGCUUCCUAUAUUUAUUAUGUUUUUCGCCUACCAAAUACCUAUCCCAACUCACCAUCACCAGGUCCUGGUGGCCUGGGGGGCUCAGUGCAUUAUGCCACCAUGGCUCGAUCUGCUGUCCGACCUGCCAGCCUCAACCUGAACCGCUCCCGGAGCCUCAGCAACAGCAACCCAGACAUUUCUGGGACCCCCACCUCGCCGGACGACGAAGUGCGCUCCAUCAUCGGCAGCAAGGGUUUAGACCGCUCCAAUUCCUGGGUAAACACUGGUGGUCCAAAAGCAGCCCCAUGGGGAUCCAACCCCAGCCCAAGUGCAGAGUCAACACAGGUGGUGUCUUCGGCUACGGAUCGAAGUUGUAAUCGUAUGUCUUCGCACACUGAGACGUCAAGUUUCUUACAAACAUUAACAGGACGAUUACCAACCAAAAAGCUUUUUCACGAGGAGCUGGCCUUGCAGUGGGUUGUGUGCAGCGGGAGCGUGCGGGAGGCAGCCCUGCAGCAAGCCUGGUUCUUCUUCGAGCUGAUGGUGAAGAGCAUGGUGCAUCAUUUGUAUUUUGCUGACAAACUGGAUGCGCCAAGAAAGAAUCGUUUCCCGGAGCGUUUCAUGGAUGAUGUAAAUGCCUUGGUCAGCACAAUUGCCAGUGAUAUAGUCUCUCGGUUUCAGAAGGACACAGAAAUGGUUGAAAGGCUCAACACCAGUCUUGCAUUUUUCCUCAAUGACCUGUUGUCCAUCAUGGACAGAGGAUUUGUUUUUUCUCUUAUUAAGACCUGCUACAAACAGGUGUCUUCAAAGCUGUAUUCCUUAACAAAUCCAAGUAACCUGGCAUCUUUGAGGCUGGACUUCCUUCGCAUCAUUUGCAGCCAUGAACACUAUGUCACCUUGAAUUUACCCUGCAGUUUGCUCACACCACCAGCAUCUCCAUCACCAUCUGUGUCUUCAGCAACUUCCCAGAGUUCUGGGUUCUCCACAAAUGUCCAAGACCAGAAGAUUGCAAAUAUGUUUGAAUUGUCUGUGCCUUUCCGCCAGCAGCAUUACUUGGCUGGGCUGGUGUUAACAGAACUGGCUGUCAUUUUAGAUCCUGAUGCAGAAGGUUUGUUUGGAUUGCAUAAGAAGGUCAUCAAUCUGGUACACAAUUUGCUGUCCAGUCACGACUCAGACCCGCGGUACGCCGACCCGCAGGUAAAGGCCCGGGUGGCAAUGCUGUAUCUACCUCUGAUUGGUGUGGUCAUGGAAUCCGUGCCUCAGCUUUAUGACUUCACAGAGAGUCACAACCAGCGUGGGAGGCCGAGCUGCGUCGCUGUGGAUGAUUACGAAAGCGAGGGGGGAAGCAUGAUAAGCCAGACAGUUGCCAUGGCCAUCGCAGGGACAUCGGUCCCUCAGCUCACCAGGCCCAGCAGUUUUCUGCUCACCUCAUCGAGUGGCAGGCAGCACUCCACCUUCUCCACAGAAUCCAGCCGCAGCCUUCUGAUCUGUCUCCUGUGGGUGCUGAAGAACGCGGACGAAAGUGUCCUGCAGAAGUGGUUCACAGACCUGUCCGUGCUGCAGCUCAAUCGCCUGCUGGAUUUGCUCUACCUUUGUGUAUCCUGCUUUGAAUACAAGGGCAAGAAAGUAUUUGAAAGAAUGAACAGUCUGACAUUCAAGAAGUCGAAAGACAUGAGAGCAAAGCUUGAAGAAGCUAUUUUGGGAAGCAUAGGAGCAAGGCAGGAAAUGGUCCGAAGAAGCAGAGGUCAGCUAGAGAGAAGUCCUUCUGGGAGUGCAUUUGGAAGUCAAGAGAAUUUGAGAUGGAGAAAGGAUAUGACUCACUGGCGCCAAAACACAGAAAAGCUUGACAAAAGCCACAAACCAGCCAGAUCAAGGGCAGAGAUAGAACAUGAGGCACUUAUUGAUGGAAAUCUUGCAACAGAAGCGAAUCUGAUUAUUUUGGAUACACUAGAGAUAGUUGUACAGACGGUUUCUGUGACGGAGUCCAAAGAGAGUAUCCUCGGCGGGGUGCUGAAGGUGCUUCUGCACAGCAUGGCCUGCAACCAAAGUGCACUUUAUCUCCAACACUGCUUUGCCACACAGAGGGCUUUGGUUUCAAAGUUCCCAGAGCUGCUGUUCGAAGAGGAGACUGAGCAGUGUGCAGAUCUGUGCCUGAGGCUCCUGAGACACUGUAGCAGCAGUAUCAGCACCAUACGGUCACAUGCAAGUGCCUCUCUUUACCUUCUGAUGAGGCAAAACUUUGAGAUUGGGAACAACUUUGCCAGAGUGAAAAUGCAGGUGACCAUGUCUCUCUCAUCCCUGGUGGGAACAUCCCAAAACUUCAAUGAAGAAUUUUUGCGACGUUCACUGAAGACUAUUUUGACAUACGCUGAAGAAGAUCUGGAACUUAGGGAGACAACGUUUCCUGAUCAGGUCCAGGAUCUAGUGUUCAACCUCCAUAUGAUCCUCUCUGACACAGUUAAAAUGAAGGAGCACCAGGAAGAUCCAGAAAUGCUGAUUGACCUGAUGUACAGGAUUGCAAAGGGCUAUCAGAAUUCCCCUGACCUGCGCCUGACGUGGCUGCAGAACAUGGCUGGGAAGCACUCCGAGAGGAGCAAUCACGCCGAGUCAGCCCAGUGCCUGGUCCACUCUGCAGCCUUGGUGGCUGAGUAUCUAAGCAUGCUGGAAGACAGAAAAUACCUCCCUGUAGGGUGUGUUACAUUUCAGAACAUAUCUUCUAAUGUUUUGGAAGAAUCAGCAGUUUCUGAUGAUGUUGUAUCACCAGAUGAAGAAGGUAUCUGUUCUGGAAAGUAUUUUACAGAAGCUGGUCUGGUGGGAUUGCUGGAACAGGCUGCAGCAUCUUUCUCCAUGGCUGGCAUGUAUGAAGCAGUUAAUGAGGUUUACAAAGUCCUUAUUCCUAUUCAUGAAGCUAAUAGAGAUGCCAAGAAGCUGUCUACUAUUCAUGGUAAACUCCAAGAAGCAUUCAGCAAGAUUGUUCACCAGAGUACUGGCUGGGAGUUCCUACUUGUGGAAAUUUUUUUCCCCCUCCCUUUCUUCCCCCCCUCCCUUUUUGUUUUUUGUUUUACACUGUGGAAACCCCAAUUCCAUUUUACCAAAGAGCUAUGCCAACAGCAGGACCCCCCCUCAUGUCCCAAGGAAAGCAGUGUUGCCAGCUGCAAGCUCUGAAGUAUCCUGAGUCUGGCACCAACACAUCUCUGAGACCUGCUUAAACAUUCCAAGUGGUGGGUUUUUUGGCCUGUAUGUUUCUUCAUUAAAUAAAUGUCAAAUUAAUUAUUUUUGUUUACUCUCAGUUAAGGAAGCUGUUAGGAAAAAUCUUUUUCAUGCUAUGCCAUGAGAAUUUAAAAAUGCUUUUUGAAGUAAGCAGGAUGAGGUUGCCAUGGAAUAGCAGGACUCCAGGAGCUGCUACUUUCAAAAAAAUCAGUAUUGGAAGACUUGUAAUAGUUGGCAACACUGCAAAGGACCAGGGGUUAAAACUGAGCAAAAAAAUAACAUUGCUCAGUUUGAUAAAGAUGGUUGGGCUUUGCAUUCUGCACAAGGAGUUACUUUUAUUCCUAUGUACUUUGGCCUUCAGGCACCUGCUGCUGUGUUGGUCUUGGUGAGGAAAGCAGAGUUGCUCUCAUGUCUGAUUUUUGCAAUGUUGUUGGCAAAGCUUUUUGUGUGUGUGCAAGAGAUAACUCUAAAACUUUAUUCCCAGCAAUUUUGAGAGGUGUUUACCAUGCAUAAUAACAAAUCAUGAACCUUCAUAAAUCAUGAUGGCUGUUAUCUGCUCUGCCAGUUCUGUAAUGGCUAUUCAGUGUUCACCUUCAUUCUCUUCUCCUCCCAAAGACCUAUUAUUUUUCAUAAAAUAAUAGGAGAUAAAAUGCUUUUAAUAAUUUCUCCCUCAUAUCUGCAUUUUUAGCUCUUUUCAGAAACAAGACCAUGGAGUAUUUUUAAGUGUUUUUUUAUUUGUUCUCAGUACUCUGAUUAGGUAGACUUUGGUAUUGUCUAAAUUUCAAUUCAAGGAGCCUCAUACAGAGCCACUCCCUAUUCUUAAUGCCAGGCAAGCAAUUGAGUUGUCCUGAUCUCAGGGAGCCUGGUGGUUGCUGAAUGUGAGGAUCCUUAAGAUAGAUGAGUUUCAGCAGUUGGAUUUAUGAGGAACAGCCAGUGCAGCUGGUCUCCAUGAUGAAGCAAGUACCUAAGUUGGGGGCUCUGAAUCUCACCAGGCUUUCCCGCUUCUACCACUCCUGGGGCUUCCCAGUGCCCCAUUAUUCUUGUUUUAUACAUCUAGCAAAACCCACCAGAACUUGUUAGUUGAUGCUGAUCAACAGACAGCAUUUUCUCCUCACUCUUACAGCAACCUAAAUUAAUGUUGCCUGCAACAAAUAGCUGUCUGGGCAGAUGUCCAUGUGGCAGAUACCUUGUAGGGACCAGGUUCUGCAGAUGCUUCAUACCCUGAAAGUCACUUGCCAAGACUUGAAUUAGAAGAGCUCCUCCAUCUCAGGGACCUGCUCUGUGCCAGUGGGUUGAGGCAGGGUCCCACCAUCUUCCACGUGGAGUAUGCCCAGGCCCUGUGUAAGGUUUAGGGAGAUGUUUCAUAUGGCUGUUCCCCUUGGGCAGAUGUGAUGCUACCUUGGGAAGUGCUUAGAGAAAGGAGCCCUGGAAUCACAGUCUUCUGCUUGUAACAUUGAGAUUAAGUUUUAAAACAUGAGCACAGGAAGCUGGAAAUGCUGGGUAUUGAGGGACUUCAGCAUGGGUGAUAUAAUCCAAAGUGGUGGCUUUGAAAAGGUGGUCAUGAGUAAAUUAAGGGUUUAUUAGGCUGCUCAUUCCUGUAUGGGUCCAAAGGGAUGGACACAGAAGAAAGAUGGGGAGACCAGAUGUUGCCAGAUGGUACUUCCAGGAAACCAGUAAUAGCUUUGCAGCUGGGGUCACACCCUGGGAUGGCUGUGGUGUGACAAAACCCUGUUGUCUGAGCUGGCGGGUGGAGCUGGAUAAAAGCUCCUCUCUGAAGGUUGGAUGCUUGGAGAGAUGGGCCAGAGCAGGACUCCAAGGAGCUGCCUGUGCCACAGAUGAGCAGUGUGGUGGGACUCCAUGUUUUCUUAAGUUGGAGAAUGUGACUACGCUCUUGCCAGAGCAGAGCUGAUGAGUUUUUGUAUCUGUCCAUGUCCCACAGCAAAGCUGAGAUGUGGCCUGCAUGUAUUCAGCAAGGCUGCUGCUGGCCACUUCAGGCUUCACAUCCAGUCCAGAGCUGGGCACUGGGGAGCUUUGCCCCCCUGAAGGCGCUUGGGGUGAGCAGCAGCCAAGGAGGCAACGCUGCAUCCUGGCUGUGCCUCUGAAGCUGAGCCAUGCCUGGGCAGCUCCAAUGGGAUGCCCCAGUUCCCUCCAGGCCAGGAGAAAGUGGUAGCUUGCCAUGACAGUGCUCUUUCCACUCUCUGGAGUUUACCCAAAAGGUUUUUUUACUUUUAGUUUGGGUUAUUUAUCCCUUUGCCUUCCAUAGGUCGUGGUGACCAUCACCACAAGAGAUCAGGUUUACUACAGCAAAACACUGAAAAAUAACUACACAGCAGCCAGGACAUCUGUAGGUGCUGGUUGAAACCAAACACUAGCCCAGAUUCAGAAACACUGAGCCUUAUAAACUACGUCACACUUUCUCAUGAGAGUAAAGGUGAACAUUUUAGAGUUUCUUGCUGAAAGGCAUUUCUGGUUUGUGCAUGCAGCCUGAGUUUUUUUUAACAAAACCAAAGGUGUGAUUUCUUUUUAAAGCAUUUUUCUUCUCUCUCUCUUUCUCUUAACCAGAUCUCCUUUGUUACUUUCCCAGCAAAAAUCUUUCUUGUUUCUCUACUUCUAUUGCAUUUCUGGGCCAAAUUCACCACUGGCUGAAAUAGAAACAG